AUGGAAGAGUUUUUUUCUUCGGAAAGAAAUUUUCAAAACGGAUAUUCCAAACUAAGAUACGGUUACAGACUGGACAGAAAAAUGAUUGACUCCUUUACAGAGUAUAGUAUUUUAGAUUGUGUAGAAGAAUGCUUAAGAACUACGCGCUGUAAAUCUGUAAGUUAUUACAAAGGGGCAAAUUAUUGUGAAAUCAGUUAUGAAAAUAAAACUACCGCCCCAAAAAGAUACAAAGAAGACACGGGAUGGAUCUAUAGCGAGAAAGAAGAUUGGGGUCCGAAAAUUACAGGAUUUUGUUCGGUGGCAAAGUGCAAAGAAAAUGAAAAAUGCAUCCCCAAAUCCCUUGGAAAUUAUGAGUGUAUAUUAUCUGACUGUGGGAUGCCUCCGGUUGUAACGGGCGCUGACUCGAAUAGUUUGGAAAGAUGGGAUGCAAUAGGAAUCUACAGACAGCUACACCUACAAUGUCACAAAUAUAUCUUCAAGAAAAAGGGUUCAGGAAUGCUAGGAUGUUCUGCAAAUGGUGAAUGGACAAUACAUCUGAGUUGUCAGUUUCAAGAAGUAUGGGUACCAUUUGAAGACAAGUUGUAUCUGGUUCGCUCCAAAAAACUUAAAUGGCAUGAUGCAAAGGAGGACUGUGAAAUUUUGGGAUCAACUUUGGCAGAGAUAGAAUCAGAAAAAGAGAAUGACUGGAUAGUAGAAACAUUACUGAAACCGUUUUUUGGUAUGUAA
Molecule: messenger RNA, 726 nt
Organism: Saccostrea cuccullata (small rock oyster)
Lineage: Eukaryota; Metazoa; Mollusca; Bivalvia; Ostreida; Ostreidae
Exons: 6
Coding region: 1-726 (241 amino acids)
Source: RefSeq, a predicted model, not a curated record